Molecule: messenger RNA, 1101 nt
Organism: Humulus lupulus (European hop)
Lineage: Eukaryota; Viridiplantae; Streptophyta; Magnoliopsida; Rosales; Cannabaceae
Product: protein FAR1-RELATED SEQUENCE 9-like
Exons: 3
Coding region: 1-1101 (366 amino acids)
Biological process (GO): regulation of DNA-templated transcription
Molecular function (GO): zinc ion binding
Source: RefSeq, a predicted model, not a curated record
AUGGCAAAAGCAUUAAGAUCCCAAUGGCCGGAAACGUAUCACCGUUUAUGUAUUUGGCAUAUGUAUCAAAAUGUAGCUAAACACUUGAGUAGUGUUUUUGAAAGAUUUCGUGAAUUUGCUACUAAUUUUGGAAAUUGCAUAUAUGAGUAUGAUGAAGAAUGUGAAUUUAUUGAGGCUUGGGGGAACAUGCUUGGGAAAUAUAAUCUUGAAAAUAAUGAUUGGUUGGCACAACAGUUCAAGGUUAAGGAGAAAUGGGCUUUAGUAUAUGGAAGAGAGACUUUUUGUGCAAAUAUGACUACUACACAGCGAAGUGAAAACAUGAAUAAUGUACUUAAAAAGUAUGUCAGCUAUCAACACACUAUGUUGCGUUUUUUAGAGAAUUUUGAGAGGUUGAUUGAUGAUCGACGUUAUGAAGAGUUAAAAGCUGACUUUAGAGUAAGUCAACGUAAUUUGGCACCAUCACUUCCAAUUGAAAUUUUGAAUCAUGCAACGAAUGUGUAUACCCAUGCAGUGUUGAGAAUGUUUGAGGUUGAGUUUUCAAAGGCUUAUAGUUGUGCUAUGGAACUUAUUACUGAGUUAGGAGUUAUGAGAGAAUAUAAGCUUACUCCGAAUGGUAAGUCUUUUCACCACACAGUUAAAUAUGAUUCAUCGGCUAAUACAACAAUAUGUAGUUGCAAGAAGUUUGAGUUUGCAGGAAUAUUAUGCUCACAUAUUCUUAAAGUCUUUUCCUUUCAUAAUAUUGUGAAAAUACCUUCUCAAUACAUUUUAAAGAGGUGGACAAAGCAUGUGAAGAUGGGAGUUACAAGUAGUACCUUUGAGAUUAAACAGGGAGAUGAUCCUAAAGCAAGUUUGGCAUUACGUUAUCAAGAUUUGUCAAGAUCCUACACUCAUAUUGUAACAAAAGCAUCAGUAACUGAAAAAGCCUAUAAACUUGCUAGAGAUGGUUUUAAACGACUUUCAGAUGAUGUGGAUGCUUGUUUGGAAGAAGAUACCGUUGGAAGAAAAGAGGAGAAUCGUACUACCGGUGGAAUCAAUUCAGAAGAGAUGUUGGGUUGCUCUGCAGUACAAUUAAUGGAACAUUCUAAAGAGGAGAAGAAAUAA